AUGGGAAGUCCAAAUAAAAGUAGUACCCCUUCUCAAGAGGGGCUUUUGCUUAGAAUGGGCCUCAAUGAUAACAAAGCUGGAAUGCAAGGAUUGGAUAAAGAGAAGAUCAACAAAGUCAUAAUGGAAGCUUCCAAGGGUUCUAAAUUUUAUGAACAUGAACUCAAGAAGGAUCAACAAGUUAAUAAACGAAUUGAAAAAAUCCUGAAGCUAAAAAGUAAAAUUACAGACCAACAGAUUAUGAAAGCACAACUGCAGAUGGAUAAACUUGCCAUAGAACUGGAGCAGAGCCGUGAUCUCAGCUGCACUACCGUACACAUUGACAUGGAUGCCUUUUAUGCAGCAGUAGAAAUGAGAGACAAUCCUGAACUAAGGGACAAACCUAUAGCAGUGGGAUCAUUGAGUAUGUUGUCCACUUCAAAUUAUCAUGCUAGGAGGUUUGGGGUCCGUGCAGCCAUGCCUGGAUUUAUUGCUAAGAAACUCUGUCCACAUCUUACAAUAGUGCCAUUAAAUUUUAAGAAAUAUCAAGAAGUAAGUAAAGAGGUUAGGGAAAUACUAGCUGAAUAUGAUCCUCACUUUAUGCCCAUGGGUCUUGAUGAAGCAUACUUGAACAUAACAGAGUACUUAGAAGGAAGAAAGAAUUGGCCUGAAGACAAAAGAAAAUAUUUCAUCAAACCACACAGCUUUGCUGUAAAUGGCAAUCCAGUUACAUGUGACAAGUCACAGUGGAGCAGGGAUGCACACACUUCUUCACCAGUCUUGUUUGAUGAUGAUCCAGUGCAUAAGCAGACUGUGGAUCUUUCUGUGCUGCACCCAGAUGACCACCAGCAAUCAACAAGUCAAAUAAAUUCCGUUGUUUUUGGGAUAUCAGCAGAAGAAGUUGUGAAGGAAAUUCGCUUUAGGAUUGAAGAAAGAACAGGGCUGACGGCCAGUGCUGGCAUUGCUCCAAAUACGAUGUUGGCAAAAAUGUCCAGUGAUCAAAAUAAGCCUAAUGGUCAGUUCAGUAUCCCCCCCGAAAGGGAAGCUGUGAUGAAGUUCAUCAAAGAUUCACCCAUUAGAAAGGUGCCCGGCAUAGGAAAAGUAACAGAAAAAAUGCUUAAAGCGCUGGGAAUUGUGACUUGUAUGGACCUUUACCAGCAGAGGGCAUUAAUUUCUCUUCUCUUUUCUGAAACAUCGUGGCGCAGUUUUCUGGAAAUAUCACUUGGUUUGGGUUCCACACACUUGGAAAGGGAUGGAGAAAGAAAAAGUAUGAGCACCGAAAGGACAUUUAAUGAAAUAAGUGCUGCAGAACAGUACAGGUUGUGUCAAGACCUUUGCAGCGACCUUGCUGAGGAUUUGCAAAGGGAAGGACUUAAAGCUAGAACUGUUACUUUAAAAUUGAAGAAUGUAAACUUUGAAGUGAAAACAAGAGCUAGUACAGUACUAUCGGCAGUUUCUACUGGAGAAGAAAUAUUUGCUGUUGCUAAAGAAUUACUGAAAAUAGAAAUGGAAGGUGUGGCCCCACAGACUUUACACCUCAGAUUGAUGGGUGUACGAGUAUCCGGUUUUCUAAAUGAAGAGGAAAAGAAAUAUCAACAAAAGAGCAUUGUUCAUUUCUUAGAGCCAGGAAAACAAGACUCUAGUUCUAGGCUUUCGCCAAGGAAAUCUGGUGAGGAAAUUUUUCCUAAAGCAUCUGAAAGAGAAAGUUUCUUCAAUAAAAAGCGAGCUACAAUACAGCAGGCUAAUAAAGAAACUUCUAUAAAUGAGUCUUCAAGCAAACAGAGUCCACAGGAUGUAAAGUCAGCAACAUCAAUUGAACAACCGAAAGAUAAUGACCAUCAGAUCUUCAUUUGUCCUGUUUGCUUCAAAGAGCAUCGAGAUAGCAGUUUAGAAGCAUUUAACAGGCACAUUGACAGUUGUCUCAGUGAAACAGUGGAAAAAGAUAAUGCAGAAAUUACAAAUGGCAGCAAAUUAUGGGAGAACAAGACUGAUUUGUCUCUGGAAAGCCAAACAAACAAAUGUCAGAAAGAUAAAACAAGUGAGCCACAUGUAGAAGUACAGCGAACAGAUAAAGUCAACAACUCUUUCAGUAGCAGCAUAGAUGGCUUCCCUCAGCUGAAAGACAAUAAGUACAGUAGUCAAAGUAGAUAUAACUGUCCUGAUGACUUUAUAUUUGGUAUGCCAACACAACAAGGUGUUUCUUCUAAAUUAUUAUCAGUGGGAAAAGAAGAAAAUUAUGAGCAGUCCAGCCGUACAGAAAUCAAAUUGCCACGUUUUUCCACCACUACUGAAACCAAGUCUUUAGUUUGUCCAGUCUGCAACCUAGAACAGAAUACAAAGGAUCUUGCAUUGUUUAACAAACAUGUGGAUGUUUGUUUAAAUAAAGGCAUUAUCAAGGAGCUGACAGAAAGUUCAAAAAGCAUGGGAAACUUGGACAGAGAACAAUAUGGUACAAAUUCCACAACAGGAACAAAACGGUCUGGAACAAUGGCUCCCCAGUCCACAUCCAAGAAAGCCAAGUCAAACAAUUCUAAAUGUACUAUAGAAACAUUUUUUAGAUGA
Messenger RNA from Gekko japonicus, 2538 nucleotides. RefSeq names its product polymerase (DNA directed) kappa (gene POLK). Gene Ontology annotation, molecular function: DNA-directed DNA polymerase activity; damaged DNA binding. Lineage: Eukaryota; Metazoa; Chordata; Lepidosauria; Squamata; Gekkonidae. The coding region runs from base 1 to 2538 and encodes 845 amino acids. The record is from RefSeq and is a predicted model, not a curated record. Gene Ontology annotation, cellular component: nucleus. The transcript has 14 exons. Gene Ontology annotation, biological process: error-prone translesion synthesis.